GUUUCUCUUUACACACAUACAUGUGGAAAAUAUGUUCUCUCUCCAUGAAAUGUGAAUGCAUAUGUAUCUAUGUACAAUUAUAUAUAUGAGAUUUACAACAAUCCAUCUUUCUCCAAGAUGUCGAAAGUUUCUUUGUGCCUAUCAGAAUCAUAAAUCUCUCUCUACCUCUUACCUCUUGCCCACUUGGUCUCUCCUUUCCCUUUCUUCUUCUCCAAAUUACUUUCCAUACAUUUAUGUAAAAUCUCUAUCAUCUAAUCUUAUAAUAUAACAAAAAGACAGGCCUAGUUUUCACGCCACCGUUUUCAUCGCCCUUUCGCCUUCACUCACCAUUGAAGCGUAGAAAAAAGUGAAACAAUGAAGACUACGCGGCUUUUCUAUAAAACGGCGGCGGUGGUUCUUCUCCUUUACGUAGCCGUAUCUCCACCGCUUGUUUCCGGCGACACAGGGCGGCGUGUUAACAUGACACUAGUUCGAGGAGCCGCUGCUCUUGGUGCUUUUUGCUUGGACGGUAGCUUACCAGCGUAUCACUUGGACAGAGGCUUCGGUGCUGGAUCAGACAAUUGGCUUUUGCAGUUUGAGGGAGGAGGAUGGUGCAAUGAUAUGGCAUCAUGCGUGGAUAGAUCAAAGACCCAUCGAGGCUCGACACGUUUUAUGACCAAAACCGCCGUCUUCACUGGAAUCUUGAGCAAUAACGCUUCUUUAAAUCCAGAUUUUUACAACUGGAACAGAGUUAGGCUGAGGUAUUGCGAUGGAGCUUCGUUUGGGGGAGAUAGACAAAUUAGCAACGGGACGUCAAUGCUUUAUUUCAGAGGACAACGUAUAUGGAAUGCCAUCAUUCUUGACCUUCUACCCAAAGGUUUAGCAAAAGCCAAUAAGGCUCUUCUGACCGGCUGUUCAGCUGGUGGUUUAUCUACAUUCUUACAUUGUGAUAACUUCACGAGCUAUCUGCCAAAAACCGCAAACGUUAAGUGCAUGAGCGACGCUGGGUUCUUUCUUGACGCAAUUGAUGUAGCAUCAAACCGAACAAUGAGAUCUUUCUACACUCAGCUUGUGUCUCUACAGGGUGUACAAAAAAACCUCGAUCCAAAUUGCACACGUGCGUUUUAUCCUGAACCAUCUUUGUGUUUUUUCCCUCAAUAUGCAUUGCGUUUUAUCAAAACGCCAAUGUUCAUCUUAAAUUCAGCCUACGAUGUAUUCCAGUUCCAUCAUGGGCUGGUACCACCUUCUGCUGACCCGACCGGGCGUUGGAACCGUUGCAAGGUUAAUGUGACAGCAUGUAAUCCACACCAGCUCGAUGCACUUCAAGGGUUUAGGACAGAUAUGUUAGGAGCAUUAAUGAAUUUCUUCAGAAAUACUACGAGAGGAGGAAUGUUUAUAAACUCAUGCUUUGAUCAUUGUCAGAGUGCUUUACAGGAAACUUGGCUCUCUCCCAUUUCACCGAGGAUCCACAAUAAGACCAUUGCUGAGACGGUCGGAGAUUGGUAUUUUGGGAGAGGAGAUGAUGUGAAAGAAAUAGGUUGCCCAUAUCCAUGUGAUAAAACGUGCCAUAAUCUCAUUCCAGCUUCUACUACAGAUUCUUUGGCUCCCAAUGCUCCAGACCAUAAAUCUCUCGGUACACAAUUGUCUCCUUUUUCCCUCGCUUUUUUUUUACUUUAUAUUUUUUUGUGUACCAUGAAUAUUCAGCUUUUUGGUUUUUAAUGAUUUGAUUAUGUAGCAAUUAAGCUGUAACAAAAAGCCAAAUCUUCUCUCUUUUAUAUAUUUUUUGUUAUGUCUUCAUGAUCAGGUACAGGGAGCCAUGUUUAUAUAAAUGAUCUUGUAUCGUGAUAGUAGAAGUUGAGAAUUAUCAAGAUUGCAGUGGAUCAAAUAUAAUCCAAUUGUGACUAAAAGAAUUAUGUGCUAGAUUGUCAACAUUGCAGUUAUUCCAGAUACCAACAUAAAAACUAUAAUUUGAGGAAAAAAUAUCAUGUCUUUCGUAAUUUUC
Molecule: messenger RNA, 1981 nt
Organism: Eruca vesicaria subsp. sativa (arugula)
Lineage: Eukaryota; Viridiplantae; Streptophyta; Magnoliopsida; Brassicales; Brassicaceae
Source: the annotation of a GenBank genome assembly